UUACGAAUAUUUAUAAAAGAGGAUGUUUGUUUUCGAUCCGUUUUGAAAACCUGACUUCUUUCCCUUCUUCACCACUCUGCGCACCACACCCAGCAGCUCGCACGCCGCCUUUGUUUCUUAUUCAAAGUUAGCAGCAACACGCACCCGAUAGGAAAAAGAAGAAGACCAUGUUUGGCAUCAAGUGGAAAGACCGACGGACGCAACGGCUGUUUUAUUCCUAUGGCAAGGACUGGCUUCUUGUCGUUAUAAUGACCGUUGUGUUCUUUGGAAUUGACCUCAUUCCUCCAUUCCACCGUGAAUUCUCACUGCGAGACGAAUCACUCAUGCAUUCUUAUACUGUCCACGAAUCGGUUCCUGCUUGGACCCUCGCGUUGAUCUGUCUCAUUGGACCAAUCGUGUUCAUUGGUCUCGUUGCGUUUUGUUUACAAGGAGGCAUCCAUGAUUUCCAUAGUGGCGUACUUGGACUUUGUCUCGCGUUAUCCAUGACCAUCAUGUUGACUGAUAUUAUCAAGAUCACCAGCGGACGGCCUCGGCCCGAUUUUAUAUCCCGAUGCCAGCCUAGCUCAGACGCCGUCGAUCCGCCCAUGGGCUUGUCGAAUUACACCGUUUGUACAACCCCAAUUGAUUCAUAUGUUAUGAAGGAUGGUUACAAGAGUUUUCCAAGUGGUCAUUCCUCAUUCUCUUUUGCUGGACUCGGAUAUCUUGCAUUCUACAUUGGCGGCAAAAUGCACAUGUUUGAUGAACGUGGGCACACCUACAAGUGCUUUUUGUUUGCAUUUCCGGGAUUGGGUGCCCUGUUAGUCGCAAUAUCACGUACACGAGAUUAUCGACAUCAUUGGCAAGACGUUUUUAUUGGCGCAUUACUUGGUGCCAGUAUUGCAUAUUUUGCUUACCGUCAGUACUAUCCAUCAUUAAUCCACGUACAAUGUGAUACACCCUUUGCUAUGCGGAGCCUCGGGUCAGUAGAUUCACCGGAAUACCAAGGUGCUUCUGGAAGCAGCCCGUAUGAUGAUGAAAGAAGUAUUGGCAGUAACAAUUCCUGGGGUGUGACAACCCAUGAACCAUAUACUGAUGGUUACACUCAACAGCAACAGCAACAACUGCAGCAACGGAGCAAGCCGUCAAGCCCUCAACAAAACGGAGGGGUUCACACAGUGGAUAGAUAUUGAGCAAUAAGAUAACCAGCUAUUCUAAAUCCAAGUUCCAUAUCAACUCGCACAUCCCUUGUUUAGUUUGUAUAAUAAUAGACAGCCCUUGCUUAUCUCUUGUUUUGUCGUCGCCGCUAAAUAUCGCUAUUAUAUGCACAGACAUUAGACAGCCCCAGAAGUGCACACGGUGUGAUGAAUGUCGCUUUACAUACUGCUUUUCUUUUUCCUUUUGUAGCUAAAGGAUGGUGCUGACUGAAUGCUAUGUACAGAUUACUUGGUUGCGGGUAGUAGGAAAAAACGAAGAUAAUGGAAGGGUACUGCUUUAAAACGAUAUUUUCACUCGUCCAUAACUGUAACUUGUUAUUAUUGAAGAGGAUCUUGCUCAUAUGGAAUAGGAUCAUCUUCAAUGCCAAGCUCUUC
Zychaea mexicana is the source of this 1568-nucleotide messenger RNA. Its product is annotated as phosphatidic acid phosphatase type 2/haloperoxidase. Gene Ontology annotation, molecular function: phosphatidate phosphatase activity. Gene Ontology annotation, biological process: phospholipid metabolic process. The record is from RefSeq and is a predicted model, not a curated record. NCBI's taxonomy places the organism in Eukaryota, Fungi, Mucoromycota, Mucoromycetes, Mucorales, Lichtheimiaceae. The transcript is spliced from 7 exons. The coding region runs from base 168 to 1169 and encodes 333 amino acids.